This is a messenger RNA of Choloepus didactylus (southern two-toed sloth), 2769 nucleotides long. RefSeq names its product family with sequence similarity 227 member A (gene FAM227A). Bases 311 to 2305 code for a protein of 664 amino acids. Lineage: Eukaryota; Metazoa; Chordata; Mammalia; Pilosa; Megalonychidae. The transcript is spliced from 19 exons. The record is from RefSeq and is a predicted model, not a curated record.
CGUCUUGCUGUCGCAACCUGGGCUCGCGGAUGAUUCUAUUGUUGUGGGAAAUUUGAAAGUGACGGCUGCGCGGGGCGUUGCCUUGAGAACGUCAGGACUCACAGUAGCAAAAUGGGCCUCUUCCCGACGUGCCCUCCUCCUCUUCCUCCUCCUUCUCUGGACCACAAGGCAAAGGGCACUCGUUCCGGGUGGAUGUGGCGGCAACGGGUGUCUGGCACCCCAUCCGGAACUUUGCGUGGUCCCCUGAGGAACCUGUGGCGGAACCGGCCCCGAGGUCCUCGGAUUCUGUCCGUGACGUCAGUGGACAAGCAUGGCUUAUUUCAGGAAGAUGGAAGUCAUCAACACCAUGGCCUUCCCAAUGAUACCAGUUGACGAGGACCUGGCCAUCUCACACACUGUGAGGAACGCGGUGAAGGCGGCUCUGAGGAAGGAUCUAGAUGAAAAUCCGCCCACGUGCUUCGUUGGCUCCUUCGAAAUGGUGCACCAAAGGAUGGCUGAAUUAGAUCUAGGUUCCGAAAUGAUGGCCGACUGCCUGGCAAUUGAGAAAUAUGAAUUGGAGAAGAAAGCUUUAAGAGAGAAAAAUCGCGGCAUCUUGGGAGACAGAAGUCUGACGGCAUUUUCAUGUGACAAGCUCCCCAAGAGCGAAAGAAAAUUGCCGUAUUCCAGCAAAGGCCCAAUGAAUGCCAAGUCUCUGAUUAUGAAAAGAAAAACAGCGGAUAAAAAUUUGCUGGUGGAGCUGUACCAGCCUCCAGAAUUUAACAGCUCUGGGCCAAAUGAGCUUCCGAAUGGGGUAGACUUCUGUGACAUGGUGGGCAAUGUGGUCCGGGCUGUGAGAAACCCCGUUACUGGCAAGUCUUUCUGUUUAGAUAGAGAACUAGAGAAGUUUCUCUGUUCUCCUUUGCCGCGAACCAUAUGGCUGGAUAGUUUCUGGUGGAUCUUUCAUGAAAGGUACCAGCCAAACAAGGAAGUCCAGAAUAAGCUGUUUGACCGGAUAUCUAGACACUACGCCUCUCUUUUGCUUCAUGACCCCAGGUCCCGCUAUGAAGAGGCUCUUUUAAAAAGGUUUCCGUCACUCCUGAGCCAAGCUUUGUACACCAGCUUCUGUUCCUGCUUUCCACAGUCCUUGUUCAACAUGCAUGAAUUCAAGUCUGACCUCUGUAACACUAUGAGCCUGUGGAUAUCAGGUAUCUAUCCUUGCCCACAGAGUUAUAAUGACUGGAACUACUCAGAACUGGAUCCAGAGAGGUUCUGGAGAGAAGAAUUACUGUCCCAUAGAAGAAGACUGAUAAAGGGAAGAAGGUUUUCUCUCUUCACUGGUAAGAAAUUCUCUUUGCCAAAGGAAUCCCAGAGGAAGAAAUUCUACCACCCUCUGGAGUCUCACGUAGGCUUUAAGAGGGGCUCUUCAGACAAGCAGAAUUCAGACGAAAACUCACAUAAGACUACAAAAGAGCCUCGUUCUGCCUUGACCUCGAGGAAAGCUACAAAGCAAGCUAAGAGAAUAACAGAAGCAAGAGAAUAUAAGGCUUUGUUACCUAAAAAGUCUCACCCUGCCUGCAGGAGCCCUGAGUUGACAUCAAAUCUCUUUAACAUCUAUGGGAAGAGCCCGCUGAUCCUGUACUACCUCCACAACUACUACACCCUGCAGCAUCAUGGCAAGGACGUGCUGAUGGUCAGGAGGGAAAGGACUGAGAUCACCCCUGAGUCCACCCUGACGUACGCUGACAUCAUCAGGCAGACCCUGAGCACCAUGAAGAAGCAAAAGGACGACUUCAGCCAGCUGACCUGGCUCCACUGGAAUGAAUGGAAUUAUUUUGAUGACUACCUAAAGGAGCUGAAAAGGAACUUCCUCAGGGAGGUAGAGAUUGUCAGUAAAAGAGCAGCAGAUAAAAAGAAGUUAAACCACGUUUUCAUCCCACCUUCGACCUUCAGUGACGAACGAUUUGUCAAUGUCAGAAGAUCUAGAGGAAGCUGUCAAAGAGAGGUUGCGUUUCUUUUAAGGAAGCAAAUGGUGGAGAGACAAAGAGAAGAGAAGCAGAAGUCAAACUGCUCCCCCUUCUCAUUCUUAAGCCCCGAGGAACCCUCUGCCCUGGAAUCAGGGAAACUCUGCAGUGUCUGUGAUGUUUCUGCUGCCAGUGGAUCAUUUUGUGAACGCUCUUCGGUACCCACAGCCCUCUCUGGAUAUGACUGCUCCAAACAAGCUCCAAGAAAGGUGAAGACCACCAAGAGGCCAAAAUCAAAGCAAGAAAAGGUGGUAUACGUCACUGACUUCUCACUUUCCAUCUCACCUGAAAGAAUCCUUGUCUAAUAUUGAGAGAAACCUUAUAGGUGAAGUCUGUACAUGAAGUUGAAUUUAACCUAAAAAAGAAAUAACAAAACAAAGCAAAAGUAAUAUUGCAACUAGGGACACAUUUAGUCAUUUCCAGUUCAUGGGACUGAGAAUGUGAAAGUUCACCCCUAUCCUGGGCCAAAGGCAGGAUUUAAAUAAAAGUUAAGUCACUCCAUUCAUUCAUGAAUUUGCUUACUAAUUCUUUCAUUUACUUAUUAGCAAUAACACUAUGGCAUAUACAUUCUUAUUACAUAACCUAAUAAUUGUAAUCAUAAGAAAUAUUGUUUAUUGAGCACUUGCUACAUGCUGAGUGCUCUGUUAAGUCCUUUAUAGACAUUACCUCUUGGAACCUCCUGAAGGCCCCCUGAGAUGGGUGUUGUUACCUCUCUGUCUUGUAGGAGGGCAGGGGUUUAGAGAGGUUGAGCAAGCAUGCCUUAGAUAUC